Molecule: messenger RNA, 2913 nt
Organism: Sesamum indicum (sesame)
Lineage: Eukaryota; Viridiplantae; Streptophyta; Magnoliopsida; Lamiales; Pedaliaceae
Product: probably inactive leucine-rich repeat receptor-like protein kinase At5g48380
Biological process (GO): protein phosphorylation
Molecular function (GO): protein binding; ATP binding; protein kinase activity
Source: RefSeq, a predicted model, not a curated record
CAAAGUCAAGUAGUCAAGUCAAUUAACCCACAAAAAAUGGCUCACUUCCUUGACUUUGCAUUCUCGAAGUAGAUAUCAUCUGCUUCUCCUUUCCAAGCAUAGAAUUUUGUUCUCAUAUCUCUUGUUUAUGGAUCAUCAUUCUGGUGCUAUUAGCCAAGAUUUGCCAUGGCUGCUGCUCAUGUUGCUGCUGCCAGUGACGGCCAUCUUUCCCAUGGUUUACUGUCAGCAAACUGAAAUUGAUUGCUUGAGAUCAAUAAAGGAGUCUCUGGAAGAUCCCCUCGACAAACUGUCGGCAUGGGAAUUCAAUGUCAUUUCAGGCAAGCACGAUGUGUAUUUAUGCCAUUUUCCGGGGAUUGAGUGCUGGGGCGGGAACAAGAUCAUGAGCAUCACGCUCAGCGGCAUGGGCCUUAGGGGUGAAUUUCCCCGCGGCAUCGCCAACUGUUCUUCUUUAACCACCCUGGACCUUUCGAAUAAUCACCUUUAUGGACCCAUCCCUUCAGAUAUAGGCAGAUUGGUCAGCUUCUUAACUUACUUAAAUCUUUCCAACAACACAUUUUCAGGUGAAAUUCCUCCUGGGAUCGCGGAUUGUUCAUACCUCAAUGUUUUGCAGCUCAACAGCAACCUUCUCACAGGCGUUAUUCCUGCAGUACUAGGGGGUCUCAAACGACUUUGUGGUGAACCUUUGGACCCUUGUACAGCACAUGAUUCUCACAAAACUCUAUUUAUGAGUGGAUUCGUCGUCGGCUGGCCAGUCCUUUUUGCGCUGUUUUUGGUUAUUGGAUUGUUUACGUCUUUCGAGAAGCUUGUGAUCAAAUUCAUAAGGAGAAAAGGGAUGAAAUCUCCAAGACUUGAAUCCAAUCCUUCAAGCAAGAGAACGGAGAGUACUAUGAUAUCAAUGCUGGAGAAAUUUGCCACUAGAAUGAGUGUUCUUGAACUCUGCAAAGCAACUGACGGCUUCAGCCAGAACAACGUCAUUGCAAUUGAUGAAGUGGGAACAACAUACAAGGCAAUGCUCUCAAAUGGUUGGUGCCUGGCAAUCAAGAGGCUCAUCUCCGCGCCUCAUAUCGGGCAAGAAUUCCAGACAGAAAUUCUCACGCUCGGCAGAUUGAGACAUAAGAAUUUGGUGCCCCUGGUGGGCUUUUGCUAUGAGUUGAAUGAAAGAUUUCUAGUUUACAAAUUCAUGCCCAAUGGGAGUCUCCACGAUUGCUUUUUCUCGGCUCCAGGCGAAGCCAAGAUUAUGGAAUGGCCUGUGAGGGUCAGGAUUGCAGUUGGAAUAGCAAAGGGAUUAGCAUGGCUGCAUCAGAACAGAGUUGUUCAUCGUGGGAUAAGUUCGAAAUGUAUCCUAUUGGAUGAAAAUUUCAAUCCCAGAAUAUCAGAUUUUGGAAAGGCGAUGAUUCUGGAAGACACUUGUUUGAGUAGGGAACCACUGAGUAGAGAACUUCCAGGAUUAGGUUCUUACAAGAGGGAUGUUCACUGCUUUGGGAUGGUGCUUUUUGAGUUGAUCAUGGCUAUAAAAUAUAGUGAGAUUUUUAGCUCUUCAGAUGUUAACGUUCAUAUGUCCGAACACAUAUCUCAUUUGUUAAGUGAGCCACAGCUUCUCGGAAUUUCUGUUCAGUGUAUGGUAGAACAAGGAUUUUAUGACCAGAUCUCUCAUUACUUAAGGAUUGCAGGCAAAUGUUUAGACUAUGAUCAAGGUAACCGGCCAGACAUGCAGGAAGUGUACCAAAUGCUAAGUGGUAUAAGCAGAUGUGGGUCUAUGGAUGCCUCUGAUACCUCAAUGGAAUAAGAUAGAAUUUGCUAAGAUAAAAUAAGAGUUAAGAGCUGCUGACCGCCUGACCGAGAUCCUAAUUGUUAAUCUUGGUGUCACCAACAGAAAAUUAUAUUUGCAAAGUUGGUAAAUUAGGAAAAACUAGAGGUUUGGAAACUUUGAACUCUGUUAUUCUUCCUCCAUAAAUUUUCUGCAGUGUACUUCUUAGUUUCAGCAGUAUAUUUUCCACAGUAUGUUUCUUUCCUUCUUCUUUGGUUUCUGCUUUUUCAUUGAUGUUGAGAAAAGAGUUUUGCAUAAAUAACCGAAAGCCUAGCAGAUCACCCGCAGUCAGUUAUUUCAUCGAUAUGUCUAGGCAGGUGCAACUUGAACUCUAAAUGACUCUGCCAUCUCUCCAGACUUUCGAAAGGGGAGAGAGAGAGUUCAGAGAGAGAGAGAGAGAGAGAGAGAGAGAGAGAGGAAUUCCAUUACUAACUGCAUUAAAUGGAUAAGGAAAAUGACAAGAUCAACGUUUGCAAUAUGUUAGUGCAGAAGUUGCUCAAACAGGAUUUCUUUUUCACAAGAAUUUGCUCGCAUAUCACGUCAUUGCCUCCAUCAUCAUUCGUGCUUAUUUGCCAGGGAAUGAUUAUUAGGGAUAUGGUCAAAAUGUGCAGAUAUUAUUAGUUAACUAAUGCAUCAAAGGGAACUACAUAGCAGGUUGUAUAUGUAUAUAUAUGUAGCAUAUCGUGAUUACUACAUUUCUCCUUGUCGAAUUCCCCAAAUCACCCAAAAACCAUAUAUUCUAAUAUCAUUUUCCUUUCUUUAACGAAUUUUCUUGAUGUUGUGUCCAUGGCCACCACACUGCCUAUUAUAUUUCUAUUGACAUUUUUUCCAAAGAGCUUUCAUAUGAACAGCUAAUACUUAAUCGGCCAGUCAGCCAUAAUUUAUUGUUCGGGUUGUGUAGUACAAUCUUGUAAAAGUCAAAUCUGUACUGCAAAAACAUAUGAUGCAAAUAUAACUAGUUCUGUUUUCUGAGAUCAGGAGCCAUGGAGGCAACGAUGAUGGCGACACACCAGCUACCAGUACCGGGAGUCCACGCUCGAAAGGGCUGAUUUUGGUGAAAAUUUGGUGUCUGUUGAUCAUGUUUUUUAGCACAUUUGCCGGGGGAG